AUGGCAUCUACGCUUGAUCAGUCCUUGGCUUUGUUGGCGCUGGAGAAUGGGUGCACCGAGAUCUCGUUGGAUGAGUCGAGUGCGUUUGCUGGAGUGUGGGUGUUCUCAAUCAUGACUGCCAUUAUGCUCUUCCUGGUGACCUCUUUCCCAUACUGCAUGUGCACCCAGGAGACGAGGAAGGACGCCCGCGGUGACGCAGAAUCGGCGGCAGAUCCGCAAGCAACCAAGCAAACAGGGGCCAUCGAUGCCAUUGCAGAAGCUAAACUCGAUCCGACGCCAAACCUGAAAGCAGCCAGGCUCCACAUGUGGAGGUCCAGCGCAACCGACGCCGAAAUGGGAGAACUCAAGUGGCGCUCGGUGUGGUCCACUCCUAUUCACGAGUUGACCAAGUGCGGUGGCGGGAUCGGAACUGAGCUCUACUUCCGGCUGUUGAGGAGUCUCGGUUUCUGUUUUUGUUUCAUGGCAGCGAUAACAGCACCGUUAGUUGCUUUUAACACGCAAGGUAAUUUCGCACCAGAUUCUGGCAACGACCUCGUCAAGACCACAGUUGGCAACAUCGGCACAGUGUUUGUCAACAGCACAUUGGUGCCAUCGCAGCGCUACGUGAUUGUGAAAUGUCAGGCGAUCGCAGUCUCUGCGCUUACCCAAUAUUUUGGCGCUCUAGAUGUGGUGGCCACUGGAUUGUUCUUGGCAUUCAUGUGCUAUGUACGUUUCUGGCAAAUACCCACGUGCGAGAGCGAAGACAACGAGAAGAACACAACGCCACAGGACUUCACUGUGCGUGUAGAUUACCUCCCCCGGAAAUUGAGCGAAGGUCACGCAGAUUACGAGAAGACAUUGGAAACGUUCAUACAGGAGCGCGUGCAGGAUGCUCGCAAAAAGCGUGAUGGGUCGGCACCUGUGAAGGUACAUGAGGUGACCUUGGUGCGAGAUUAUGACCAGAAGUUUUCCGCAGUCUUGAAGUACUCGAAGCUGAAAGAGCAACGCGAGAUUGCAGAAUUUAAGAAGGAUGCAAAGACUGUGGAGAAGCUUACGCCAAAAAUAGGAAAGCUCCAAGAAAAGUUGUCGGCUGAAUUGAAGGUAGAGGACCUCGCUGUCAUCCGCGCUUACGUGAUUUUGGAUACUGAGCAGGACGUGGAGGACUUGUUGAACAGCUACCGAAUGUGGAAUUUCGCCUUAUUGCGAUGCUGUCAGGGCAGAAGGAAGUUCAAAGGCAAGGGCAUCAAGAUUCAGCGUGCUGCGGAACCUACCGACAUCCUUUGGCAAAACCAGGAUUUGGAGUGGUAUUGGAGGCUCUUGCGAAAGUGCUUGAGCUUUCUUUUCGUCUUCAUUCUAAUCGCAAUCUCUUUGUCUGUCAUCUACGGCCUUGGUCAGCUUGCCAGGCAGGAGAGUAAUACCAUAAUUCCCGCGCUUGGGUUCGAAAAUUGCGACGCUCACUCGGGCGAUUUAUCAGAUGAUCCAGUCUGUAAUGCAGUAGACGCCCUCCAGUGGACUCUUGACGAGGCGAAGGCGAUGGGUGGCUCAGAUCUGGAAUGUUGGUGCGCUUCUCAGGGUGUCGCCAGCAUCUUGCAGGACAGCAGCCUUCAAGAUGCUUGCUCCGCUUGGAUAGAGGACACUGGCCGGGCCAGUGGCAUCAUUGGAAUGUCUUCCUUGUCUGUGGUAGUGAUCAACGUACUCGUUGAGAUGGUCCUGAUCGCGAUGGCCGCGUUUGAAAGCCCCUUGUCGAUGUCGUCGCUGAGGUUGUCCAUGAUGGUUAAGGUUGCUGCGGCCCAGACGCUCAACACGUCUUUGAUCGUCACGAUGCUGGAUUGGAACGCGCCGAAGUGGAUUCAGGACUUGUCUUUGAUCAUUCCAGUUGGGGGGCAGCUGCUCUUCAGGGGCAAGUUCGGCGAUACAGUUCGUGGUUGGUACUCUGUUGUCGGAGCCAGCAUACUGUUGAACAUGGUAUCCAGUUUGCCUCCCGGCAGGUCGCCACCAUCCAUUUUGAAAACAGAGUGUCUACGAUCUGUCGUGCUCGUUCAGCACCCCCUCUGCUCCCCCCCCUAA
Molecule: messenger RNA, 2046 nt
Organism: Prorocentrum cordatum
Lineage: Eukaryota; Dinophyceae; Prorocentrales; Prorocentraceae
Source: the annotation of a GenBank genome assembly